GUUGCAUUAUGUAUUUUUCAUUGACAGGAAUAUUCGGCAGCUUCACGUUCUCUGUUCCUGAUAAUUCGCCUUAUGGUAAAUACAGUCAACGAGUGGCUACGGAAUUUUGCAACGCGGCUCAUGCCGAAGACAAGACGUCAGAAGUCAAGUCUGCAAUGAUAACAUUCGCAAAGUGUUUGAACGACAUAACCAAUAUUGAAAUGUUCUUGUAUGAAAUAGAAAAAGCGAUGAAAAGCGGAGUAUAUGACAAAGUAAUUCAAGAGUUCUGCUCUAAAGUUCCGCAGAUAAAGGAAUGUGCCAGCGACCUGGUCAAAGGAAUGACUCCAUGCCUGCCAGCCGGAUUUGACCGCACUGCGGUGAAAAGCACCAACACUCUGAUGGACUUCGUUUGCGACAAUAAUGGAGCCAGGUUAUUCACAUUUGUUCAAGCGGGUGGUCCACGGUGCAUUAGUGACACGAUGGUUAAUACCUCAUAUUGCGAAUAUGUAUACGGAAAAGCUAGUUCACUAUUCACGAAGUCUGAAAGGGAAAGGUGUGUCUUGCUGGACCGGAGCUUGGAGUGUUUGGUGACGGCGAUAAAGAGUUGCCCGAACCCAGCCAUCGAACAACUGGGCCAGGAGUUCCACAAUGUCUUCUUAGAAAGCCUGUCUUGCUCUGAGGUCACUCAACAUGCAAAUACAGAAGUGGUCGCAGGAACUGAAGGAACAGUAGACACUACAACUGGAAGGACAGAUGCGGGUAAAGAUAUCGAUCAGCUUAAGAAAAUAAAACUUGAAUUAGAGGUGCGGACUGCGCAACUCGAGAUUUGGAAGAGAGAAAACGACCUGAACGUACAGCAUACCGUCCUCACUUCGGAUAUAAAGAUGAAGGGUCAUUAGAUCUACAGACAUGUCGAGUCUCUUCAUAAUAAUUUAAAAUAUCCC
Cydia splendana is the source of this 923-nucleotide messenger RNA. Its product is annotated as 27 kDa hemolymph protein-like. The transcript has 6 exons. Bases 9 to 878 code for a protein of 289 amino acids. Lineage: Eukaryota; Metazoa; Arthropoda; Insecta; Lepidoptera; Tortricidae. The record is from RefSeq and is a predicted model, not a curated record.